AUGCCACAACAGCAGCACAAGACCCAUCAGCAUGAUCAGCAGCAGCAGCAGCAGCAGCAGGAUCAGCCACAGCAGCAGCAGCAGCAGCAGCAGCAAGAACAGCAGCAGGAAGUAUAUGCAGGAGGGCAUGCAGAUCGUAUACGUAUAAGUAGAGACAAAAAAAUAUUUAUAAAGGAGACAAAUAAAGAGGAGACACAUUUCUAUCUAUGGCUGCAUGCGCUUGCUGCUUGCUGCAGCAGCAGCAAAUGCAGCAGCAGCAGCAACUGCAGCAGCAGUACUGCAGCAAAUGCAGCAACAAAUCAUGAGGUAGAGGGAGGAGGAGAUGCAGCAUCAGCAGCAACAACAGCAGCUGCUGCAGCAACACAGGGGGGUAUUUCUUAUAAAAAAAAAGAGACAAUUAAUUAUAUUAAUAAAUAUAUUUAUAAAUAUAUACAUAAAUACACAAUAAAAGAGGAGACAGCAAGAGAGGAGACAGAUAAGGAGACAGAUAAGGAGACAAUAAAGGAGACAGAUAAGGAGACAAUAAAGGAGACAGAUAAGGAGACAGAUAAGGAGACAGAUAAGGAGACAAUAAAGGAGACAGAUAAGGAGACAGAUAAGGAGACAGAUAAGGGGACAGAUAAGGAGACAAUAAGGGAGGAGACAGCAAGAGAGGAGACAACAAGAGAGGAGACAGAUAAGGAGACAGAUAAGGAGACAGAUAAGGAGACAAUAAAAGAGGAGACAGAUAAGGAGACAGAUAAGGAGACAGAUAAGGAGACAAUAAAAGAGGAGACAAUAAAAGAAGAGACAGAUAAGGAGACAAUAAAAGAGGGGACAGAUAAGGAGACAGAUAAGGAGACAAUAAAGGAGGAGACAAUAAGAGGGGAGACAAUAAGAGAGGAGACAGAUAAGGAGACAGAUAAGGAGACAAUAAAAGAGGAGACAGAUAAGGAGACAACAAGAGAGGAGACAAUAAGGGAGGAGACAGAUAAAGAGACAGAUAAGGAGACAGAUAAGGAGACAGAUAAGGAGACAAUAAAGGAGGAGACAAUAAGAGAGGAGACAAUAAGAGAGGAGACAAUAAGAGAGGAGACAGAUAAGGAGACAGGUAGGGAGACAAUAAAGGAGACAGAUAAGGAGACAAUAAAGGAGGAGACAGAUAAGGAGACAAUAAAGGAGGAGACAAGAAAGGAGACAAAAAAGGAGACAAAAAAGGAGAGAAUAAAUAUAUAUCUUAGUAAUCUUGUUGGUGAAUUAGAAGGAGAGACAGUUAUAGAUAUUAAGAUAGGGACACGGUUAUAUGGAGACAAGGCGAGCAGCAGCAAGAGGGAGAAGGCAGAGAGGGAAGCAAAGAUAAGAGGAGCAGCAACAUUAGGUGUCUCCUUAUCUGGCUUCUUUACUAGACAAAGGAGACAGCAGCAGCAGCAGCAGCAGCCGCAGCAACAGCAGCAGCAACAGCAGCAGCAGCAGCAGCAGCAGCCGCAGCAACAGCAGCAGCAACAGCAGCAGCAGAGAGUGGUCCAUUGGGGCCCCUGUACCCUAUCUAGGGGGCCCCCUAAUAUAGCGGCACUAAGGAAUACAAUGCAAGGGGCCCCUCGUGAAGACGUACAUGAAGGAGGAGACGAGGCGGCCCCUGGAGGGGCCCCUGAAGAGGCCCCUGAGGAGGCCACUGGGGCCCCGUCAAUAGGGAGAUUGUGUGGGGCCCCUGGGGGCCCCCCUCUUGAAGACGUACUAGAAAGAAGAGAAGAAGAGGCCCCUGGGGGCCCCUCUGUAGGGAAAUUGUUAGGGGCCCCUGAUGGUCCCUUAGUUGACGAGUUACAAGAAGUAGGAG
This is a messenger RNA of Eimeria maxima, 1813 nucleotides long. RefSeq names its product inositol polyphosphate kinase domain containing protein, putative. The transcript is spliced from 4 exons. NCBI's taxonomy places the organism in Eukaryota, Apicomplexa, Conoidasida, Eucoccidiorida, Eimeriidae. Gene Ontology annotation, molecular function: transcription coactivator activity; kinase activity. Gene Ontology annotation, biological process: inositol phosphate biosynthetic process. The record is from RefSeq and is a predicted model, not a curated record. The annotation marks the transcript as partial.